AUGGCGGUUGCGCAGCAGAACGCUCUCUUGGGGCCUCCCUCGCAGAGCUCGAGGACCCUCUUGCGGGUCGUCAUUCUCCUCUUCAUUGCUGGCGCGGCCAUUGCCAGUCGACUCUUCUCCGUCAUCCGUUUCGAGAGUAUUAUUCACGAAUUCGAUCCGUGGUUCAACUUCCGCGCCACCAAGUACCUCGUCGCGAACGGUUUCUACAAGUUCUGGGAUUGGUUCGAUGACCGAACAUGGCAUCCCCUGGGGCGUGUCACGGGAGGCACGCUCUAUCCCGGUCUCAUGGUCACCAGCGGUGUCAUCUACCACAUCCUCCAAGCCCUCACGAUCCCCAUCGACAUUCGAAACAUUUGCGUCCUGCUCGCACCGGCCUUCUCCGGCCUGACGGCCUUUGCCGCCUAUCUGCUCACGAAUGAGAUGACCACGUCGCCAUCCGCUGGUCUCCUCGCCGCGGCUUUCAUGGGCAUUGCCCCCGGCUACAUCUCGAGAUCCGUCGCCGGCAGCUACGACAAUGAGGCCAUCGCCAUUUUCCUUCUCGUAUUCACCUUUUACCUCUGGAUCAAGGCUCUCAAGCUCGGGUCCAUGCUAUGGGGUGCCCUCUGCGCGCUCUUCUACGGAUACAUGGUGGCGUCCUGGGGAGGUUACGCCUUCAUCACCUGUAUCCUGCCCCUGCACGCAUUCGUGCUCAUCUGCAUGGGCCGCUACAGCACACGUCUCUAUGUGAGCUACACCACCUGGUAUGCCCUGGGUACGUUGGCUAGCAUGCAGAUUCCCUUUGUCGGAUUCUUGCCGGUCAAGACCAGCGAGCACAUGCCAGCUUUGGGCAUCUUUGGCUUCCUCCAGCUGGUCGGGCUCAUCGACUACGUGCGCUCUGCCAUCUCAGGCCGCCAGUUCCAGGCCUUCCUCGUCACGGUGCUGGUCGCCACAUUCGGCAUCGGCCUCGCCGGGCUGGUGGCAUUGACCUCGCUCGGCUACAUUGCGCCCUGGGGCGGUCGUUUCUACUCUCUGUGGGACACGGGCUACGCCAAGGUUCACAUCCCCAUCAUCGCCUCCGUCUCCGAGCAUCAACCCACUGCCUGGCCGGCCUUCUUCUUUGACCUCAACAUCUUGAUCUGGCUGCUCCCCGCUGGCGUUUGGCUCUUGUACAAGGAGCUGCGCGAUGAGCAUGUCUUCGUCAUUACGUACGCUCUGUGUGGCAGCUACUUUGCUGGUGUCAUGGUCCGUCUCAUGCUGACAUUGACACCGAUUGUGUGUGUGGCGGCUGCUAUUGCUGCCUCGAAGCUGCUCGACACAUACCUUGUCAACUCGCCAAGCCAGCCAGCCACGUCGACGAGCGAGGCUGGAGAGAAGAAGGCUUUCAAGAGCACCGACAAGACGGAAUCUCCUCUGGGGGUCUCCUCCAUGGUAUCCAAGCUCACCAUCGUCGGAGCCAUGGUCGUCUACCUGUUGAUGUUCGUCAGCCACUGCACCUGGGUUACUUCCAACGCCUACUCGUCGCCCUCUGUUGUUCUCGCCAGCCGCAUGCCGGACGGCAGCCAACACAUCAUCGACGACUACCGCGAGGCCUACCAGUGGCUUCGUCAGAACACAAAGGAGGACGCCAAGAUCAUGUCGUGGUGGGACUACGGCUACCAGAUUGGCGGCAUGGCGGACCGACCCACCCUCGUCGACAACAACACCUGGAACAACACGCACAUUGCCACUGUCGGCAAGGCGAUGAGCUCCCGAGAGGAAGUCAGCUAUCCCAUCAUGCGCCAGCACGAGGUGGACUAUGUGCUUAUUGUCUUUGGUGGACUGCUGGGCUACUCCGGUGACGACAUCAACAAGUUCCUCUGGAUGGUCCGCAUUGCCGAGGGCAUCUGGCCUGAGGAGGUCAAGGAGCGCGACUUUUUCACUGCCCGCGGCGAGUACCGCGUGGACGAUGGUGCGACCGACACCAUGAAGAACAGCUUGAUGUACAAGAUGUCGUACCACAACUACCAGUCCAUGUUCCCGCCUGGCAAGGCUGCCGACAGAGUCCGUGGCGUUCAACUGCCGUCCGAAGGACCCGUUCUCAAUACCAUCGAGGAGGCGUACACCACCGAGAACUGGAUCAUUCGUAUCUACAAGGUCAAGGACCUGGACAAUGUUGGUCGCGAUCACUUUUCGGCGGCCGCUUUCGACCGUGGACAGAAGAAGAAGGCGGCCAAGAAGCGUGGCCCGCGGGUGCUGCGCGUCGAUUAG
Messenger RNA from Emericellopsis cladophorae, 2226 nucleotides. Its product is annotated as Dolichyl-diphosphooligosaccharide--protein glycosyltransferase subunit-like protein. Gene Ontology annotation, cellular component: membrane. The record is from RefSeq and is a predicted model, not a curated record. Lineage: Eukaryota; Fungi; Ascomycota; Sordariomycetes; Hypocreales; Bionectriaceae. Gene Ontology annotation, molecular function: dolichyl-diphosphooligosaccharide-protein glycotransferase activity. Gene Ontology annotation, biological process: post-translational protein modification. The transcript is spliced from 4 exons. The coding region runs from base 1 to 2226 and encodes 741 amino acids.